Corapipo altera (White-ruffed manakin) is the source of this 2883-nucleotide messenger RNA. RefSeq names its product kinase suppressor of ras 1 (gene KSR1). NCBI's taxonomy places the organism in Eukaryota, Metazoa, Chordata, Aves, Passeriformes, Pipridae. Gene Ontology annotation, biological process: protein phosphorylation. Gene Ontology annotation, molecular function: ATP binding; protein kinase activity. The record is from RefSeq and is a predicted model, not a curated record.
CCCCGAUGCCGAGGGAUGGAUAGAGCGGCUGCCCUGCGAGCCGCCGGCAUGCUGGAGAGGAAGGAGCGGAGCGGCGGCGAGGCGGCGGGGCCGCGGGGCUUGCCGGCCGUGCGGAGCACGCUGCAGCAGUGCGGGCUGCUGCAGGACCUCAUCGACAUCUCGCUCUCCAACCUGCGCGGGCUCCGCACCAAGUGCGCCGCGUCCAACGACCUCACGCAGCAGGAGAUCCGCACGCUGGAGGUGAAGCUCAUCGACUACAUCCACCGGCAGCGGCAGUGCAAGCUGAGCGUGCCCCUGAGCGACAGGACGGCCGAGCUCAACAGCUACCCCCGCUUCCACGACUGGCUGGACAUCGUCAACGUGAGGAAAGAGGUUGUGCAGAGGAUACCAGAGGAGCUGACCUUGGAUGCCCUACUAGAAAUGAAUGAGUCAAAGGUGAAGGAAACAAUGAAGAGGUGUGGUGCCAGAGAUGAGGAGUGCUCCAGGCUCAACGGGGCACUGAGCUGCCUAAGGAAGGUGACAGAAUCAGGUGGGGAGCUGAAGGACGACGUGCUGGUGACCCCCCCCGAGGUGCGCCGGGACAGCGGCUCCUGCCCGGACCCCGCGGCCCUGCCCGUGCCCAGGGCCAGCCCCCAGCCCCGCUGUGGCUCCGUGUCCACGGCCCCCCCCCGCAGACCCUCUGCAGAGCCUCGGCCCUCUGUGUACACAGAGACCCUCCUGGAGCCCCUGGUGCCCCCGGGCCAGGGCAGGCUGGCACCCAGGACUCACAGCAUCACCAUCACCCCCCCGGCCACCCCGCAGGCCAAGCGGCGCCACAAGCUGAAGCCACCACGGACUCCUCCCCCCCCUUGCCGGAAGGUUUUCCAGCUGCUGCCCAACUUCCCGACCCUCACGAGGAGCAAGUCCCACGAAUCACAGCUGGGAAACAGGAUAGAUGAAGUUCCUCCAAUAAAGUUCGAGCUCUCCCAGGGAUCCCCUCAGACGGUACGAAGAGACUUUGGCCUGGCAGUGACACACAGGUUCUCUACAAAGUCCUGGCUCUCUCAGAUCUGCCAAGUCUGUCAGAAGAGCAUGAUGUUCGGGGUGAAGUGUAAGUACUGCAGAUUAAAAUGUCACAACAAAUGUACUAAAGAGGCACCUGCUUGUAGAAUAUCCUUCCUUCCCAUAGCAAAAAUAAGAAGAACAGAGUCUGUCCCGUCUGAUAUCAAUAAUCCAGUAGACAGACCCACAGAACCACAGUUUGGAACUCUCCCCAAAGCACUAACUAAAAAGGAGCAUCCACCAGCAAUAAACCACCUGGACUCCAGCAGUAAUCCUUCCUCUACAACCUCAUCUACUCCAUCUUCCCCAGCACCUUUCCAGUCUUCCAACCCUCCCAGUGCGACACCUCCCCCCAACCCCUCUCCCAUGGGCCAGAGGGAUGGGCGCUUUAACUUCCCAGCUGCCUACUACCUUCAGCAUAGACAACAGUUUAUCUUCCCAGAAAUUCCCAGUCCUGCACAAACAGCACAACCUCCAGAAACUGCUGCAGACACUAACACUGCCCAGCCAGGCCCGGGUGGAGCUGGACGGGAGGCAGAGGUGGAAGAACCAGAGGCAAAUAAAUCGGAGCCCGAGGAUGACGAGGACGAGGUGGAGGAUUUGCCGAACCGGCGGCCGCACCUGCAGGGGAUGAUCUACCGCAAACCCAGCCAGACCAGCGUGUACCUGCAGGAGUGGGACAUCCCCUUCGAGCAGGUCCAGCUGGGGGACCCCAUCGGCCAGGGCCGCUGGGGGAAGGUCUACAAGGGCAAGUGGCACGGGGAGGUGGCCAUCAGGCUGCUGGAGAUCGAUGGCAACAACCAGGAUCAUCUCAAGCUCUUUAAAAAGGAGGUGAUGAACUACAGACAGACCCGGCACGAGAACGUGGUGCUGUUCAUGGGAGCCUGCAUGAACCCCCCUCACUUAGCAAUCAUUACCAGCUUCUGCAAAGGAAGGACACUGCACUCCUUUGUGAGGGACCCCAAGAUAUCCCUGGACAUUAACAAAACCAGGCAGAUAGCACAGGAGAUCAUCAAGGGCAUGGGGUAUCUCCACGCAAAGGGCAUCGUACAUAAGGACCUGAAAUCCAAGAAUGUUUUCUAUGACAAUGGCAAAGUUGUGAUCACCGACUUUGGAUUAUUUGGAAUUUCGGGUGUGGUUCAGGAAGGAAGGAGGGAGAAUGAACUGAAGCUGCCUCAUGACUGGUUGUGCUACCUGGCCCCCGAGAUCGUCCGUGAGAUGGCCCCAGGGAAAGAUGAAGACAAGCUGCCUUUCUCCAAAGCUGCAGAUAUCUAUGCCUUUGGGACGGUGUGGUACGAGCUGCAGGCCCGGGAGUGGCCGUUCAGGACCCAGCCUGCCCAGGCGCUCAUCUGGCAGAUCGGCAGCGGCGAGGGCGUCAGGCAGCUCCUGGCAACCGUCAGUCUGGGCAAGGAGGUCAAUGAAAUCCUCUCGGCCUGCUGGGCCUUCGACCUGAGCGAGCGGCCCAGCUUCACUGUCCUCAUGGAUAUGCUUGAAAAACUGCCAAAACUGAACCGCCGGCUCUCCCACCCGGGGCACUUCUGGAAGUCUGCUGACAUUAACAGUAGCAAAGUUGUCCUGCGUUUUGAAAGAUUUGGCUUGGGGAUCCUGGAGCCAAGUAACCCAAAGCUGUAGCCGGGUGUCCUUGUGACCUGUUUCUGCUCCCACACAGCACCAGAAACCCUCAGUGGCUCCUCCGUGCCGAGGCUGGUGCAGCCCCUCUGAAGACCAUCAGCUCAGCCCUGUGUCCUGCCUGAGCACCAGCAGUUAUUUAAACAAUGUUUACAUGAUACUUUUGUGUGAACUAUAUUUUUUUAAACAUAAUAAACAGUGAAUCAAGUUUAA